Messenger RNA from Mollisia scopiformis, 782 nucleotides. RefSeq names its product carbonic anhydrase. NCBI's taxonomy places the organism in Eukaryota, Fungi, Ascomycota, Leotiomycetes, Helotiales, Mollisiaceae. The coding region runs from base 61 to 609 and encodes 182 amino acids. The record is from RefSeq and is a predicted model, not a curated record. The transcript is spliced from 7 exons. Gene Ontology annotation, molecular function: zinc ion binding; carbonate dehydratase activity.
CCUCGCUUUUGCUAAACCCCGCAGUGCUGGUCCUUUAGGUUACGGGACAAGGCACCCACCAUGUCAAACCCAACUCCCGCCCAACGCCUCGAAAGUAUCCUCUCCAGAAACGAGGAAUACGCCGAAACAUACAAAGCACCAGGAAAACUGAUGGACGGCAUCGAAAAACGCAAAAAGUCCGGCGCGAAAUCAAUGGUUAUCAUCGCUUGCGCAGAUCCCAGAGUCCAUCCUAUGGAAUACCUAGAUUUGAAUCGAGGAGAAGCCGCAAUUCUCCGAAACGCAGGAGGAAGAACACAGGGUGUUAUUCGGUCUUUGUUAGUGCUGGAUGCGUUGGGAGACGUAGGGACUGUUGUUGUUGUGCAUCAUACUGAUUGUGGGACGAGUCAGUUUGGGGAGAAGGGCGAGGAUGAGUUUCAGCAUAGGAUAGAGGAGAAGCAUCCUGGUCUUGCGGAGGACCAUCAUGGGUGUUGGGGGGCGAUUAAUGAUCCAUAUAAGACGAUUGUUGAAGAUGUGGAUUUCUUGAAGAGUUUUCCGACGAUUGCGGAGAAUAUGGAGGUCUUUGGUCUUGUGCUUGAUACUUUCACGGGAAAGCUGAAACAGAUUGUUUGAAUGUUGGUCUGGUGUGGGGUUAUUUGGCUUGUUCUAUCCUGAGAAGGGUGGAUUUCGCAGAUCAUCUGAGUCCAAUCUGUAAUUGUUGAAGAUUGAGAAUGAACAGAAUUGUUUCUAGUGGCUCUAAUUCUGGAUGAUGUUGGUUUUUCAAAGCGAUGUGGGAUAACCCAUGC